Messenger RNA from Pseudomassariella vexata, 1256 nucleotides. RefSeq lists its product as uncharacterized. Gene Ontology annotation, molecular function: protein binding. Lineage: Eukaryota; Fungi; Ascomycota; Sordariomycetes; Amphisphaeriales; Pseudomassariaceae. The record is from RefSeq and is a predicted model, not a curated record. Gene Ontology annotation, cellular component: kinesin complex. The transcript is spliced from 5 exons. The coding region runs from base 62 to 766 and encodes 234 amino acids.
ACACGGUUAACAACCUAGGGAACCUUUACAAAACCAAGGCAAGCUGCAAGAGGCGGAGGACAUGUAUCUGCGGGCGCUUCAAGGGUACGAGAAGGCAUGGGGACCCGAUCAUACGUCAACACUAGACACGGUUAACAACCUAGGGAACCUUUACAAAAACCAAGGCAAGCUGCAAGAGGCGGAGGACAUGUAUCUGCGGGCGCUUCAAGGGAAGGAGAAGGCGUGGGGACCCGAUCAUACGUCAACACUAGACACGGUUAACAACCUAGGUCUCCUUUACGCCGACCAAGGCAAGCUGCAAGAGGCGGAGGACAUGUAUCUGCGGGCGCUUCAAGGGAAGGAGAAGGCGUGGGGACCCGAUCAUACGUCAACACUAGACACGGUUAACAACCUAGGGAACCUUUACGCCGACCAAGGCAAGCUGCAAGAGGCGGAGGACAUGUAUCUGCGGGCGCUUCAAGGGUACGAGAAAACUACAGGUCCACCGAAUGAUAUUAGAUAUCGGCGAGCAAUCAAUACUGCACAGAAUCUAGGAGCCUUACUAUCUGUUCAGGGUAAGGCAGCUGAGGCUAAAAGAUUGUAUGAACGAGCUUAUACCAGUCUUCAAGCACUGCUUGGGCCUUCACAUAAAGAUACCCAAUCGUUGCGGAAUACUCUGUUGAAUUUGAAUGACACACUGUCAGGUACGAUAACGCCAGCAGGAUCUGGCAAAUCUAGACGCCGAGAUCGACUUAAAAGAGCACUUCGCAUCUUCCCAUCAAAAUAAUAACCUCGCAAGAGAUGGAAACUCACACAAGGUUAGGGCCGAGGACGGCAUGAGGACGACAUGAGGCCAAAACCCUUCGGGUUGACGGGAAUGCUGGAGGCUGUGACGGAUCAUUUUCCGUUUUAGCUGUCUAUUUCAUUGUUCCAAGUCUACGCUGGUGCAGAUAUGAAAAAGAAGUCCUCAGUCUAUUCCAACGAGAAAUGCGUUUUGGUUUUCUGGUUCAUACAGUAGCAACGGCUUCUCAAGGACAGAAAGGAAUUGUCUGUGCUCUAGGAAUAUGCUACGCACACUAAAGUAAUCAUUGCUUUAUACAGCUGUCGUUGCCAAUAUAAAACGGGCUGUAGGGUAACAUUGCACUAUUUAAGAAAAACUUAAUUGCCGGGUUACGGCGAGGUGUCGAUAUGCAAGUAAAUUGUUAAUGCAUACAGUAUAGCACUGGGGUAGAAGGGCUAGAUUUGACUCUUUAGUGUCAUAAUGAGAUUAAUAACGG